CCCUCCCCCGUUGUGGAACUUUGAGUGCAGUUAAAACAAUGCCUCCACAGUGCAGGGACAUGCUGAGCUGUCAUAUUUCUUCUUAGCCGGAUUAAUUUUCACGUUGACAAUGUGGCUCUCUCACGGAUGCGCGCAAGUGUCGUCAAUCAGCCGCCGGUUGCUGCGCGCGGUGGGCCGGAGGAGAAAGAGCCACGGAGCGGCUUUCUUGCCGGAGGCUGUGGGCUUCGAGGGUGUGCGGGACCGCGCGGGGCUCCAGGAGUUCUCCGUCGCUCACACGGAGCGCUUCUGGUCCUGCGUGGCGCGUCACCGGCUCGACUGGAUCAGUCCGUUUCACACAGUCUUGGACUACGAUCUGGACCGGGGAAAAGUGAAAUGGUUCGAGGGAGGAAAGCUGAACGUGUCCGUAAAUUGCCUGGACCGCCAUGCACACAGCAGCCCACAGAAGAUAGCACUCAUUUGGGAGCGAGAUGAACCAGGGUCAGAGGUCAAGGUCACAUACAGUCAGUUACUGGAGAUGACCUGCCGCGCUGGCAACCUGUUGAGGAGGCGUGGUGUGAAGAAGGGCGACACGGUCACCAUCUACAUGCCCCCGUGCCCUCUGGCCGUGGCGUCCAUGUUGGCCUGCGCUCGGAUAGGCGCCGCUCACAACGUGGUGUUUGCGGGCUUCAGUGCCGAGGCGCUGGCGGAGAGAAUCAGAGAUGCCCAAUCCAGCACCGUCAUUACGGUCAACGAAGGUGUCCGAGGCGGCAAGAUCACCCACCUGAAGAAGACAGUGGAUGCAGCGGUGCAGGGUUGCCCGACUGUGCGACAGGUGUUAGUCGCCAUGAGGACGGACACGCCGGUCACCAUGACGACAAAGGAUGUCGCCAUGGAGGAGGAGAUGAAGACGGAGGACACGGUGUGUGAGCCGGCUGCCAUGGACAGCGAGGACGUCCUGUUCUUGCUGUACACAUCAGGCAGCACCGGGAAGCCCAAAGGACUCGUGCACUCUCAGGCUGGAUACCUGCUUUACACCUCACUUACACACAAGUAUGUCUUCGACUACAAUGAUGGCGAUGUGUUUGGCUGUGUCGCCGACAUCGGUUGGAUCACAGGACACAGUUACAGCGUGUACGGACCACUGGCCAACGGAGGGACCACGGUGCUGUUUGAGAGCACGCCUGUUUACCCCGACCCAGGACGGUACUGGGAGAUGGUGGAGAGGCUUAAAAUCAACCAGUUCUACGGCGCCCCGACGGCCAUCCGCCUACUGCUCAAGUAUGGGGACGAGUGGGUGCACAAAUAUGACCGCUCCAGCAUCAGAACACUCGGAUCAGUGGGCGAGCCCAUCAACACUGAGGCGUGGGAGUGGUACCAUAAGGUGGUGGGAGGAGGACGCUGUCCCGUGGUGGACACCUGGUGGCAAACGGAGACGGGUGGGAUUUGCAUCGCCCCGAGGCCGUCGGAGCCGGACGCAGAGAUUGUCCCGGGAAUGGCCAUGAGACCUUUCUUUGGCAUUAACCCGGUGCUCAUGGACAAUGAGGGCAAAGUGGUGACCUCCAAUGAUGCUUUGGGAGCACUUUGUAUCUCUCAGCCGUGGCCCGGCAUGGCCAGGAGCAUCCACAACGACCACCAGAGGUUCAUAGACACCUACUUCAAAACCUACCCUGGUUACUUCUUUACCGGCGAUGGGGCCCAUCGCUCGAAGGAGGGCUACUACCAGAUCACUGGUCGCCUUGAUGAUGUCAUCAACGUGAGCGGCCACAGGAUCGGCACAGCUGAGAUUGAAGAUGUAGUGAACCAAUGUUCUGCGGUGGCUGAGUCUGCAGUCAUCGGCUGCUCACAUCACAUCAAAGGACAAGGGCUCUAUGCAUUUGUGGUCCUAAAGCAGGACGUCCAAGACGUGGACCUGACUUCACAGAUCAACAACAUGGUCUCUAACAAGAUCGCCAAGUACGCCUGCCCGGACCACAUCCAGUUUGUGCAACGUCUCCCAAAGACACGUUCAGGAAAGAUCAUGCGGCGGGUUCUCCGUAAAGUGGUGGAGCGUGACCUGGGCGGGCUCGGUGAUCUGAGCACGCUGGACGACCCUGCGGCUGUUCAGGAGAUCAUCCAAGGUCACAGUGACCUCUGUGCUAAACAACCGUGAUGGUGACGACAAAUUUGAAAAGGACUUGUAGUUCUACUAAACAACUUUUAAUUCUUCGUAAGCAAUAGUCUUCUGUACAUUCCACAUUAGUUGACUUUUGUAAACAUGAACCUCACUGCCCUCAUUAGCACAGACCUCCGCCAAGGGGAAGAAAAAUAAAGUGCAAUAACUCAAGAGACAAAUCUGCACCUUUAUCCUGAUCUGCACCAACACUUAACCAAGACAGAGGUAACGAAAGGAUGAAAAGGAUUUUGGCUGAAGCCAACAUGGAGUCACCUUGUCGAAGCAUCCACCGUAGAAAACAGUGUGUGGAGUGUUGUCCUUGACUCAGAAGGCCAAGACAUCAUCCGGGAGGCUCCCAUCGGCUCCUUUUAAUCUCCGCAACUCCCAGUGACCGGCGCCAAAUAGUUUCAACUGGAUAUCGUGAUGCUGGGAAGUACAAAAGCAUUAGAGAAAAUUAUACUUAGAACUGUCAAUCUAAAAUACUAUACAGUGGCAACAUCACGGCUCUGAAUACGGCAUACAAAUAAAAGAAAA
Messenger RNA from Doryrhamphus excisus (bluestripe pipefish), 2665 nucleotides. RefSeq names its product acyl-CoA synthetase short chain family member 1 (gene acss1). Gene Ontology annotation, molecular function: AMP binding; acetyl-CoA synthetase activity. Lineage: Eukaryota; Metazoa; Chordata; Actinopteri; Syngnathiformes; Syngnathidae. The record is from RefSeq and is a predicted model, not a curated record. Gene Ontology annotation, cellular component: mitochondrion.